Nakaseomyces glabratus is the source of this 561-nucleotide messenger RNA. RefSeq names its product Pam17p (gene PAM17). Gene Ontology annotation, biological process: protein import into mitochondrial matrix. NCBI's taxonomy places the organism in Eukaryota, Fungi, Ascomycota, Saccharomycetes, Saccharomycetales, Saccharomycetaceae. The record is from RefSeq and is a predicted model, not a curated record. Gene Ontology annotation, cellular component: PAM complex, Tim23 associated import motor.
AUGCUAUCAAUUACGCAAGGUAUUGUUAGAAGAAGUGUGGCUAGACCUGGUUUGAUAAGGCCAUUGGUUAAAUGUAAUGCUAGAUAUUACAGUGACAAGCCUGAAGACAGUCUUACAUGGACUGAUUUCUUCCAGUUGAGAAAGCAGGAGCGCAGAAUCAAUGUUGGCUCCUCUGUGUUCACUGCUUUAGUGGGUGCUAAUGUGUCUUGGGCAUACCUAUCUACUAUGGAGAUUGACCCCACGCAGAUGAUAUUCGGUUUUGAUCCAUUAGUUGUGGUUACUGCCGGUCUUAUGGCCUCAGGUGCCUUGGGUUACCUAAUGGGCCCAGCUGUGGGAUCACAGGUGUUCAAGCUAACUAAGGGUAACAAACUAGCACAAUAUAACUUGAAGAACAAGGAAUUUUUGAAACACGUUAUUCAAAACAGAGUAGAUGCUUCCUCACAAAGUUUCAGUAAUCCGGUACCAGACUAUUAUGGUGAGAAAAUUGGUUCAGUAAAAGAGUACAGGCAAUGGUUGAGAGACUGUCAUGCAUAUGCUAAAAAAGCCAAGGAGUUUUUGUAA